AUGGUCUCCCAACCCGAUCCAGCGCCGUCUCUCGCAAUCCGCGGCACCUCGUCCCUGGUCUCUCGCCCGUCGGCUCGCAGCAAGCGCUACAAUCGCUCGACAGUCGGCGCCGCCAGCUCGUAUCUGCCGCAGAAUGAAUUCCCCGUCUUCUCCCACAGCGGCGACGUCGAGAUCCUGAUCCGCGCAGGCGCCGUCGAGAACCGAUACCUGCUGCACCGCCACACCCUGACGCGAUGCAGCGGCUUCUUCGAGGCGAGCACGUCCAACGAGUGGUCGCGGGCGCAGCCGCUGCUCCCCAGCGGUCACGAACUGUCUCGGAUCGGUGAGGACGGCGGCGAGGCCACAGACGCCGAGAAUGCGGCGCCCAAGCGGAAAUGGCGGUACGAGCUGGAUUCCGGCUCGGGGCCAAACGACAUCCCCAUGCUCAUGCAGCGAGACGAGCCUCGACAAGAUCCCCGGCCCAUGGCAACGGCGUCGCUCUUUGGCGCGGCGCCCAAGGCCUCUCGCUCCUCGCAUCACAAGAGCAGCAGCUACUCGCAUUCCUCCAAGCGCGACUACUCACGAUCCGUCAUGAGCCUCGGCGCCCAGCCCCAGACGCUUUCGCAGGCCGACGAGGACCUGCUGCGCGAUUACGACAACCUGUUCCGCACCUUUUACAACUACCCGCCCGUGCUGGACAGCAUCAACGUGGCCGACGCCUACGUGCAGUGCAAGAGCCUCUUGACGCUGGCAGACCAGUACGACGCCCUGGCCGUCAUCGGGCCCCGCGUGGACCACCACCUGCUGCAGUUCCAGUCGCGCCUGUGGAAGCAGAUUGCAAAAUACCCCAUUUCCUACCUCCGUCUGGGCUAUCUUGCGCGCAGCAAGGUCAUCUUCCAGGAGGCCCUGAUCCACGUCGUCGGCCAGUGGCCCGCCGGCGAGCGCAGCCUUCGCGCCACCAUGCCCGACAUUGUGCUGGACAUUAUCGAGGACAAGGUGGACGAGCUGGAGGAGACGGUCAGCCGGGUCGAGGGCCGCCUGUUCCGCCUCAACCUCAACACGUCGCGGGGCGAGCGCGUCACCCCCAACAACGGCUACCUCGACUGGCUGGCCACGAGCCUCUUCCGCCAAUGGAUCGCCGACAACACCACGCCUCAGCCGCCGCCCGAGUAUCGCGGAUCCAGAGAGAACCGCCCCGCCGAUCCACCUCCUCCUCCGCCGGCCCCGCCGCUGACCUCGGUCGGCAGAGCGUACCGCACUCUCGGGUCCGACAACCCGGACACGUUUCUGGGGCACGAUGAGUGCAAAAAGUUUCUCAAACUGACGCCCGAGUUCUACAGCCGGGAGAACCUGCGGCGGUUCGAGAAGCGCAUGGACGAGCUCAAGGCCAUGGCCCGGUCUGUGGUGCGGCCCCUUAUGAACAGCGGCCUCGAGCUGGACUUGAGCGGCUCCAGCCGAGUGGCUGACAGCAUUGGGUACUUGACGUGCACUGAGGUCGGCAAUAGAGACCUGCCCUGGUCGGUAGAGGAAUGAUUUACUUGUUUCCCGCUUUUUCCUCAGCUUUCUUGAUGAAAGAUGGGAAGAGUAUAUAAUGACGAAAGCCAGAAAAGAGACAAGAUCUCUCAGACGACAUGGCUUUGAUAUUGACAUAUACGGUACAGCAUACGGCGGCAUAAUGUGGCAUUUUGUGUUGAGUUUUUACUGUCUACAGUUUGCAUAUUGGCGUAAAGAAAAAAAUGAAAAAG
Molecule: messenger RNA, 1724 nt
Organism: Trichoderma atroviride IMI 206040
Lineage: Eukaryota; Fungi; Ascomycota; Sordariomycetes; Hypocreales; Hypocreaceae
Source: RefSeq, a predicted model, not a curated record